Ostrinia furnacalis (Asian corn borer) is the source of this 961-nucleotide messenger RNA. RefSeq names its product putative mediator of RNA polymerase II transcription subunit 26. Lineage: Eukaryota; Metazoa; Arthropoda; Insecta; Lepidoptera; Crambidae. The record is from RefSeq and is a predicted model, not a curated record. The transcript has 2 exons. The coding region runs from base 405 to 929 and encodes 174 amino acids.
UGCUGAAGAACAGCGCAAAUCAGCCUCCAAAAACUCCAACCGUAAGAAUUCUCGUGAAGAACAGUCAGUCGACCGAUCUGGUAAACUGAUCAAAUCUGAGAAGAGUGAAUCCAGCGAGAACGAGUCUUCUAAAUCCGAUUCAGCUAAUUCCAAGCGUUCGAAGUCGAGCAAAUCUAUAAAGAAGGGCUCUAAGGGCGAAAGCGAAAGUGUGGUCUCGAAGAACGAACGAGAGGAUUCAUCGAACAGCGAAUCGAACAAGAAAUCUAAGAAAUCUAAGUCUGUCAGCAAAAACGGUGACUCAGUUAGCACUUCGGAACAAGAGAGUAACGAGGAAAGUAGAAAGUCUGGAAAGAAGUCCAGAUCGAAGAACGAAAAGAAUGUAAAGAUUAAGAGGAAGAACGGAGAUGAGGAAUCUUCUACGGAAGUCGAUGAGAGCGAGUCCAGCCAAAACGAGAGUAGCUCAAGCCAAAGUGAGUCUUCGAAGAAGUCAAACCGCCGUCGUAAGGGUGGAAAGAGACCAUGCAAGGGAAACAAACCCGGUGGACCAGGAGCACCAGGCAGCCCAGGAACGCCAGGAGGACCAGGAGCACCAGGUGGACCGGGUGGCCCAGGAACACCAGGAUCAGGUAGUCAUCCAGGAUCACCAGGCUUACCAGGAACACCAGGCUCACCAGGAACACCAGGAGGACCAGGAGGGCCAGGAGGACCAGGAGGACCAGGUGGCAAACCAGGCAAGCCAGGUGGCAAACCAGGCAAGCCAGGUGGCAAACCAGGCAAGCCAGACCACCAUAAACCUUGCCAUGGUAAGCCAGGCCCAGGUGCUCCAAGUGGACCAGGAGGACCAGGCAGCCCAGGAACGCCAGGAGGACCAGGAGGGCCAGGAGGACCAGGUGGUCCAGGAGCACCAGGUGGCCCAGGAAAACCAAUAGUACCAGGAGGACCAGGAUCACCAGGAACAGGC